AUGCCUUCGUUCACUGUCCCCUCCAGUCUGCUGGAGAUGACGAGAGUCUUCCGGGAGAUGAAACCGCCGGUGCCCGAUGCGCCGUGGUCGUUCAUCGUCUGGCAGAAGCAUACGGGGUUCACUCGCGCUCCCUGGGCUGAAGAUUGGCCGGACGACGAGAAGCAUCCCUUCAAGUGGGACAAGACUGCUCGGGCACAGGUGAAGGCGUUCGUGGAUGCGUUCUGCUCGAUGCCACUCGCCUCGAAGCGCCAGGAGUUCACGAAGACCCGGAUGACGGACACUCAUGCUACAGGCCGGGCGACGUGGACGGUAGCGAUCAGAGCUGGGUUGAAGGCGUGGAAGAUCAACGCCAUCGUUGGAAAGGUGUUGAAGGAGAAUGAGAGAGACCGGGCGUCGCUGCUUCGGCGUCAUGGAGAACGAACGCUGCCAGACAUGGGGGCGGCGAUGUUGGACGACACUCGACAAGAGCUGGCUGAGGCAUUGUGGGGUACCGACAUCUGCACGAAGCAGUCGAACUACACGAUCAUGCAUACGAGCGUCAUUGGAGUUGCCAACAUCAUCCUGGCGGCGGCGUGGAACACGAUGUCAAAGGCGGUCAAUAAGGAUGUGAAGGAUUUGGAGGAGAUCAAGGCAAAGGUGAAGAUGUCAUUUGGAGAGCUGGAUGCAGGGGAGGUGACGGCGGCGAAGUUGAAGCAGUACUUGAGGGACAGCUCGAAGCUGAUGCGGCUGUACAAGAUGUUCGGCGACGAGGCGGCUGAGAAGGAGUUGGAGGAGCAGCGGGAGCGAUUGAGCCAGAUUCGGGCGUGCUUGGGAGUGGAUGAAGAGGGGAAGUCGACAGGAACUAUGAGCAAGGCGUUGCGGGAGGCGUUGUUGAGGCUGGCUGGGGACCACGACAUCGCUGAGGUGGAGCGGGAGCUGGAGGUCCAGUUGGAUGUUCUGGAUGGAGAGGGGGCGGGAGUGCCGAUGAUGAAUGUGGACGAGUCGGUGGUGAUCGAAUGGGAGUCGGGGACGGAGGACUACCAGGGCUGGAGCGAGAGGGACGUGCGGAAUGCACUGGGCCUGGAGGAGGAGGGGUUCCCGUCCUUCAACGAAUUCAUCGACGAGAAUGGGGUCAAGACACCGUGGACGGAUGCAGCGUGGUUCGCGCGUCCUUACGUCGAGGGCGAGAACGACGGUCGGGUGAAGUUGUCACCAAAGUGGCACCAGCUGAUUGGGAUCUUCAAGAUGCUGAAGAAUGCAUUCGAGGGACGUCCGCUAAUGUUGAUGGAUGAGGUUGGCCUUGGGAAGACGUUGCAGGUUAUAGGGGUUAUGGCGAUGCUGGCGCACUACCGUUCCUUCUACGCCAAACGCAACGAGUAUCCUGGGUGGUUUCGAGGCAAGACGUUUGCGGGGAACGCUGAGAUCCCCGACCUGGGACAUGUUCUGGUGGUGCCGUUCUCGUUGCGUGCGCAGGGGCGACCGGAGUUCUGGACGAAGUUUUGGGACUUCUCGAAGCUCCCUCAGAUUCGACGACUGGUCAUUGCGACGGCGACGGCUGUGAGUUCGGAUGGCCGAGAGCUGGGCUUCAGUGGGAAGCAGCCGAUGGGUCCGAUCAAUAUCGUUGGAGCGAAUCCGGCAGCGUUGAUCUUCACAAAGCGGUUCCUGGUUGGGGCGUGGGACGAGAUCCACCAGAACCGGAAUAUCAAGACGGCGUUCUUCGCGGCGAAGAAGCUGAGAGAGUGUUGCACGUUCUACGUUGGGAUGUCUGCGACUCCAGUGCAGACGAAGCCACAGGACCUGUGGCAUGUAGCGUUGAUCUUGGGUGUCCCAGGUUUCGACGGCGAAACGGAGUACAAGGACAUGGGACGAGAAGUGAAUCGCGCUGCUCGGAAGGAUCGACAGCAACGUCGACUGGCAGAGGCGUUAGAAGCGGUGAAGAAAUUCUCUCACGGAGAGGACGGGCAAGGUCAGUCGGAGCUGGCGCUGGUGAGUGGGAAGUGGAUCAUGGUGAUGCGGAAGCGGUUCGCGGGAAUGGUGGUUCGCCGGACGAUCCACUCUGAGGACAACAACAAGAAACCGAUUAUUGGCCUGCCUCCCUACGAGCAUCACAAGUUGCUGCUGGUGUUGCCUGCCGAUGAGAUGGAGAAGGUCGAGGCGAUCAUGGAAGGUGUGCAGAAGGAGGUCGAGAAUGGGAAGAGUCUUCGGGCGUACGGGGAGCAAUUUUAUCUGGCGUUGCGUAGAGGCCUGACCCAUCCUGACCUGCCCUCCAUGGGCGGCACCCUGAAGUUCUCGACGAUAGAGGAAUUCAACGAGAAUCCUUCGACAAAGCUGAGGUUCUUGGUGAGGAUCUUGCAAUGGCACCUUGAGGUGGACAAUCGCUUGCCUCUUCUCGUCAACGAGCACGGUGAGCUCGUCAACCCUCAAGGACCUCCGGGAGUCUGCGUCAAUGGUCUUCCCGACAAGAUCAUCGUCUACUCUGCCUUCAUCGAGAACAACACGGUCAUCUCCCAGCUCUUCGACGCAUUCGGUAUCAAGCAUUUGAUGAUCAAUGGCUCACAGGCUCUGACGACAAGGACGGACACGAUCAACAAGUUCCGCAGCGGUGAGCGUGAUGACUCUCGUGUCAUGCUCAUUACGAAGGUUGGUGCGACUGGACUUAACAUGGCUUUUGCCAACAUCCUGGUCUGCCUGGACACCAUGUGGUCGCAGCAAGAGGACAACCAACUGAUCGGUCGAGUCUGGAGGCAACCACAGCCCAAGACCGUCCACGUCUAUCGUCUCAUCGCACAAGGCACUCCCGACGUCUUCUUGAAUGAGAUCGCGUUCACGAAGGGGAUGAUGCUGGAGAGCUUCUCCUCUGCCAGCGAGAAGAUGAAGGAGUGGUUCGAUCCCCUUCGCGACGACGACAUCAGCGACUUCCACAAGGAUGGAGAUGAUGACACCGACAUCAGCUCUACGACGUCGGGUUCUGUGGUGACGGUGACUGAGAAGUCUUCGACGCUGCUGACAUCGACAUCGACUGUCGUCCCCCGUGGUGUUUCACUGGCUCUCCCUCCUUCGGCUGCUUCUGCCCCCACUCGCGUCACUCAAUCCGUGCCUCCCUCGACUCGUCCUGCUCCUCGUCCUCGGCGGCGAAGGCAACCCAAACCUGUCGCUGCAGCAGAACCACCUUCAGCUGCUGUCGAGCCCGACGUCUCUGCUCGUCGCACUCCCGCUCCCCCCCUCUCGCAGACUACGUCUCUGGAGCCAGAGACGACCACCGGUCCGAGCUCGGUCUCUCCCAUCUUCGACGAGCUCACUCUCGAUUCUGAUGCACAUGCAUCUCGCACUGCCGCUGAAGCCUCUGGAGCUUCCGAGCCUGGUCCUUCUCCAUCGCCUGAGCCCGAGUCUGAACCACCCCGCUCGUCGAAGGACGCAGCAGAAGAUGUCGGUGGUGAUCGCGUGGAGAUGGACGUCGACCUGACAGGUGGGGCCUUCGACGACGAGGAGAUGAACCAGGAGACGAGUGGUUAUGAGCAGGACGCGGAACGCAACUCGGAUGAGGACUCUUCGGAGGACUCCUCUUCUUCAGAGGAUUCCUCAGAGGAAGAAGAGAAGCAGAUGGAUGUCGAUCCCCCUGUCCUCCCUUUGCCACCUUCGUCUGCCCUGCCAGAACUCACGCCGUCGGUCGCCUCAUCGCGUGCAGUGACUCCUGAGCCAACGGACAAGGCUCUGGGGAAACGUCCUGCCCCGAACUCCCCUCCCGUCGCCAGCUCGUCGAAGCGCACCAGGCAGCAGCCGCAGCCACCAAGGCGAAUGCUCCCUCCGCGUCAGACCAAGUUCCGCACCGUCAACUAUGCCCUCGACAACCUGCCUUCCAGUGACGAUAUCGGUGGAACGACCACGCAUCGCAAGAAAGGCGACGAUGACGAGUACAGGGAGUCCAGCGAGGAGGACAUCGCUGUGCCGAAGAAGGGGCUGAGCAUUAGCGGCAAGGGCGUCGGUGGAGGCAGACCCAAGCACUGA
Somion occarium is the source of this 3984-nucleotide messenger RNA. NCBI's taxonomy places the organism in Eukaryota, Fungi, Basidiomycota, Agaricomycetes, Polyporales, Cerrenaceae. The record is from the annotation of a GenBank genome assembly.